Molecule: messenger RNA, 4900 nt
Organism: Colletes gigas
Lineage: Eukaryota; Metazoa; Arthropoda; Insecta; Hymenoptera; Colletidae
Gene: stc
Product: protein shuttle craft
Exons: 11
Coding region: 376-4278 (1300 amino acids)
Biological process (GO): negative regulation of transcription by RNA polymerase II
Cellular component (GO): nucleus
Molecular function (GO): RNA polymerase II transcription regulatory region sequence-specific DNA binding; zinc ion binding; DNA-binding transcription factor activity, RNA polymerase II-specific
Source: RefSeq, a predicted model, not a curated record
UUUUCCCUUACAUUCGAUAUUACUUCGGUAUCCAACAGUACCCGACAAGAAUCUAAAGAUAUCUCUGUGAUUGCGAUUAAUGUUUAAUAGACUGUUACAUCUGUGGUUUAUUGCAAAAUCGGUAACUCGUUUUAUUCGAUUUUAAACGAUUAUUUUUCUCUAGAUUCGAACGAUCGUUUGAAUUUAUGACCUGCAUAAAAUCUUCGUCGUUCAAAUUUGAAAUAAUCUUUCAUCGAAAGUCACGACUGAAAAAUUCUUCGUAAAAUUUUUUUUAUGAAUUAUGAAACACCAGUUCCAUUCCGUUUAGUUUUAUUUUUGUGUUGUCUUCGGUAUAAUUUAUAGACAUCAAAGUUUCAAAACGAUUUUUGAAAGCAUAUGCUACGAGACACUGCUUCGAAGGGGACGCACGAAGUCGAAGAAAUUAUGGCCACAUGGGAUGGUUCUUAUUCAGGACCGAACGAUCAAAAUUACGUGUACCCUGAUCAAAAUACUCCAGGCACUGCUGCAGGAAACUGGACGUAUUUUUCGAACAAUUUAAACAACGAUUAUCUGCAAACUAAUCGCGAAUUCUACGUGCAAAACAAUUCCGUGUACGAGCAAAAUUGCCCGAACACGUUCUAUCGUUCGGACGCGAACGUUGUGCCAAAUCUGUUGUCCCAGACUAACAAUUAUCAGGAGCAUUUGACAAACGCUGUAGACAAUUCUCAAAUAUCGAAUAAUCUCGAAUAUUUUCCGACCGUCGUCAAGUCCGAACAAUAUUUUGUACCCGUCGAUUGUUGGAGCAAUAAUUACGAUAUAAAAACAUCAAAGAGCAAAGGUAAUUUUGCGAAAGGAGUUAAAGAAACUGUGCCCAACGUAACCAAACAGUCAAAUUUGCAUGCAACGGCCGAAGAGUUUGUGCCAAAUCAUGUUAAACCGGAUGACGAGAAGCACGAAUCGAAGAAUGUAAAUGUUCCUUGUUCGGCCAUUCAAGCGGAUUCUUAUAUCAAGGAUACCAAACUUGCUCUUAGAACAUCAGAUAAAUACACCUUUGGUGAUGUAAAUAAAUAUGAAAGAAAGUAUGAUAAAAGAAAUGUAAAUUAUAAGCCCAAAGAAGGACAAGAUCAGUUUUAUAAAAGAAACACGUAUAAAAAUUCUUAUCAGCAACAAGGUAGGGCUUCUCAUAAAUUUCAAGGUAAUAAGUACUUUGCCGAUAAACAUUAUUCAGAUAAAUCGCAAGUAAAUGCAAAAGACAUAGGUGCUAACGUGUCGGGUAGAAAUACAAUAAACGGUAAUAGUUCUUGUAAUUAUAAAGAAGCUUCUGCGAUAAAUUUAAACGAGAGAGAAGCCUCUUCGAGUAUGAAUGUAAAUUCGCAUAAAAAUAAAAGAUCAUUAAAUGAUGGCAGCGAUAAAGGAAAUACCAUUACCAAAGAUGAGAAUGCAGAAUCCAAUGGAACGAAACAGUCCAAUAAUCGAGUCAAGGAAUUUACCUAUUAUAACUCUGGUUCCAUGCAAUUGCAUAAUCCUCAUAGAAAUACAAAGAAAUAUCCAUACAAUGCUAGGCAUAAUAACAGAGAAGAGCACAGUUACAAAGAGAAGAAGCGCAAUUAUCAGGGGCAUAAUGUAAUUUGGGAUAACCAUAGCAAAGAAAAUAAACCUGGUGCGAAAGAACAAAUGUACAGUCACGAGGAAUCUAACGAGUUUAGAAAAUGUUCGAACGAGGAAGCCAGACUUAGAACAAAGGAAGUUAAGGAAAGGGGGUACAAUUACCAAGGAUAUGUCGGAUAUAGGGAAUACAAUAAAGGUGAUAAAACUGAAGUUUCCAGAGAGAAAGAUAGAAAUAAAAGUUAUACAUUUGAAAGUAAAGAAAAGGGAAAUGAAAAUUGGAGAUAUAAAAGAGAAAUUAAUGAAAAGAGUAGUCUUCAAAAGCGGGAACAGAAUAAGAGACCUUCGAUCGACGACGUUGCGAGUCAAAGGGAAAGAUUGACGGAUCAACUGAAUAAAGGGCAACUAGAAUGUCUAGUGUGUUGCGAAAACAUGAAACAGAACGAUUACAUUUGGUCAUGUUCCAACUGCUAUCAUGUCUUACAUUUGAAAUGUAUUAAAAAGUGGGCAAAAUCAUCACAAGGAGAAAAUGGCUGGAGAUGUCCAGCGUGUCAAAACGUGAGCUUAACAGUUCCCGAAGAAUAUUACUGCUUUUGCGGCAAGACAAGAGCACCCGAAUGGAAUCGUCGUGAUAUUGCACAUUCUUGCGGCGAAGUUUGCGGUAGAAUAUUAUCGAAAAAUAGUUGCCCUCAUAAGUGUACUCUUCUGUGUCAUCCGGGAUCGUGUCCACAAUGCAUAGCAAUGGUGACAAGAUACUGCGGUUGUAGCAAAACAUCGCAAACGGUACAGUGCAGCACGCAUAAAUUAUUGUUUUGCGACUGUAUAUGUGGCAAGGAUUUGAAUUGUAGCAGGCAUAAAUGCGAAGCGAAAUGUCAUCACGGGGAAUGCGUAAACUGUGAAAAGACAAUAGAACAAGAGUGUUACUGUGGCAAAAAUAAGAGGGAAGUAACGUGUCAGAAGAACGUUUCUCUUACAUACUCUUGCGAAACUGUUUGCGGCAAAUUAUUGGAGUGUGGUAAUCAUACUUGUACAAAGUUAUGUCACGCGGAUGCUUGCGAAUCCUGUUCUUUAACCCCGGAGAAAAUUACUACCUGCUGUUGCGGGCAAACACCGUUAACAGAGAAAAGACAAACGUGCUUGGAUCCGAUUCCAGUUUGCAGCAAAAUUUGUUCGAAGAGACUGAAGUGUGGCCAACCGAAUAAUCCUCAUACGUGUAAGGUGAAAUGUCAUCAGGGAGAGUGUCCCGUUUGCGAUUUAACCACCGACGUGAAAUGCCGUUGCGGUAAUAUGGACAGAGAAAUUCCGUGCAAAGAUUUAACCUCGAAAGCUGACGACGCGCGUUGCGAAAAGAGAUGCACGAAAAGAAGAUCUUGCGGCAAGCAUAAAUGUAAUCAACUCUGUUGCAUAGAAGUAGAACACAUUUGCCCUUUGGUGUGUUCGAAAACUUUGAGCUGCGGUAGACAUAAAUGUGAACAAAGUUGUCAUAAAGGAAGAUGUCAGCCUUGUUGGCGUAGUAGCUUCGACGAAUUGUACUGCGAAUGCGGGGCUGCUGUGAUAUAUCCUCCAGUUCCCUGUGGCACGAGACGACCCACUUGCGACAAACCUUGUUCCCGUCAGCAUUUCUGCGGACACGAGGUAUUGCACAACUGUCACAGCGAGCCAACGUGUCCUCCUUGCACCGUCCUUACACAGAGAUGGUGUCACGGCAAACACGAGCUACGGAAAGCCGUGGCGUGUUACGUAAAUGAAAUCUCGUGUGGUUUACCAUGCAACAAACCUAUCUCGUGCGGCCGGCACAAAUGUAUCACCAUUUGUCAUUGCGGCCCGUGCGAGAAGCCGGGGCAACUAUGCUUUCAACCGUGCACCACGCCGAGAGAAAUGUGUGGACAUAAUUGCGCUGCCCCCUGCCACGAGGGUAAAUGCCCGGAGACGCCUUGCAAAGAAACGGUGAAGGUAACGUGUCAGUGCGGACGUAGGACCAUGUCUCGCGUUUGCGCGGAAAAUUCGAAAGAAUAUCAGAGAAAGGCGAGCAGUAUGUUGGCUAGUAAAAUGGCUGACAUGCAACUGGGUCAUUCGGUGAAUUUGGAGGAAGUUUUUGGUCAGGGGGCAAAGAAACAGAAUCAGCUGAAAACGUUGGAAUGUAACGAGGAAUGUAAAAUAAUAGAACGUAACAGAAAACUGGCGCAGGGUUUGCAAAUUGUGAAUUCGGAUGUAAGCGGGAAGCUGAUGCCCAAGUACAGCGAUUUUAUGAAACAGUGGGCUAAGAAGGACCUGCAUUUUUGUCAAAUGGUUCACGAGAAGCUAAUAGAAUUGGUACAAUUGGCAAAAAGCUCGAAACAGAAAUCGCGCAGUUAUUCGUUCGAUAGUAUGAACAAAGAUAAACGUCGUUUUGUUCACGAGUCCUGUAAGCAUUUCGGUUGCGAGAGUCAGGCAUACGAUCAGGAACCUAACAGAAAUGUUGUUGCUACUGCUGUGAAAGAUCAGUGCUGGUUGCCCAGCUAUAGUCUAUUAGACAUUGUACAACGAGAGAAUGGUCAGAGGAAAGUCCCAGGUCCGAUGUUGAACACUUCAAAAUCCGAUGGACCUGUAAAAACGAUUCUAUCACUGCCUACAAAAAGGAACCAAAAUCCGGAAACGCAAUCGAAAACGAAGAUGUCAGAUCCGGAAAUAGACUACUUUGAUUAUCAAGGUUAAGAUUAUCAUGUGUAUAUCGUGUACAGUGUAAUGCGAAUAGAACAAUUAAUACCAGAAUUGAGGGAAACGUGCUGCUAAGUAUAUCUAAUUAAUUAAAUGUUUUAGUAAAUCUUAUUUGUAAAAUAUGAAUGCUUGUGUAAUAACGAAUGCAGGUUGUUUAAGUAUUUCUUGAAAUACAAACGUAUUGAAAUUGUGAAAUUAAGGGUAUAACGAUGAUAGAUUAACUUUUUAAUUUUAAUUUAACGAUAAUAGUUUCUCUUUAAUGCACAAAGUAAUCUUUCGUUUCAUUAAUGUUCCCUAACUUACGAUUAUCAUUUAACCGAGGAAAGAAAAAAAAAAAAAAAAAUUAAUAAGUGUUUUUGAUGUAAACGGUAGAAAGAAGAAAAGUCACUGUAAUUAUCAUGAAUGUUUUUUGUUUUAAGGAUAUUAUUAUAAGAUUAUCGAGGCUAAUACGAAGCAUAGUUGUAAUUACGAUAACAAACAAUGUUCACUGAUUUAUGACUUCUUGUUGCUUAUACAUAUUUUCUUUUUUAUAUCUGUUCUCAUUUUCAUUAAUAAUUCGAUGUAUCUACGCUUGUCAGGUACUAUGACAAUGUGAUAAGAUGAAAAAAAAAAAACAAUA